Molecule: messenger RNA, 1760 nt
Organism: Drosophila albomicans
Lineage: Eukaryota; Metazoa; Arthropoda; Insecta; Diptera; Drosophilidae
Exons: 9
Coding region: 96-1757 (553 amino acids)
Source: RefSeq, a predicted model, not a curated record
UAAAUCAACUAGUUUUCAUUAGUUGUGUGUCAUUUUUACAUUUGUUUAUUUUUCAUAUUUCUAUCUUUUGUUAAAUCGUGUUUUUUAUUGCAGCAAUGCAUUCAAAACGAUUGCGUAAUGCACUUGUUGUGGAGAAAAAGAAAUUAGAACUAAAACGGCGUUUCAAAAAAGUCCUUCGGCUUAUUAUUAUCAAUUCGCAGUGGAUCGAUUCGAAUAAAACAGAAUCCCCGUAUGAGAAUAUCUUUAAUCCCAAAGAGGACAUACGAUUCUUGGUGCGCACAACUCAAAAAAGCGACUUGUUUACUGCGACUGAUAAAUCGUUGCUACGCACUCCACACUCUGUACGAACAGCAGAAGACCGCAAGAGAUUGUAUACUGUAUUUGCGAAUUUGAAAUGCUUUCGAAAUGUUCCACCAAUAUUACGUUUUCGCUUGUUGCCCGUUAUUAAUUUUAUGUCGGUCAAUUCAGGACGUACGAUUAUGCAACAAGGUGAUGUUCCACACACAGUAAUUUUUAUUGUUACUGGGAAUAUUGAGAUGUCUACAACCAAGAAAUCAGGUGGCGAAAUCAUGUUCGGACCAGGGGAUUACAUUGGCGAUGUAGAGCUACUUGAGGAAUGCGAUCGCAUUCACACAUUUAGAACUAAGUCCCAAUGUGAACUUCUGGCAGUGGAUGGCGAUGACUUUAAUUGCAUCUUAAGCGGCUACAUGAAGAAGGUGUGGCUAGACAAGAAGAGGGCCUUAAAGGCUUUAGAUUACUUUAAUUUUCUAAACGAUGAUCAAAUUUUAAAGACUUGUAAAAUGAGUUCUCUAAAGCAGUUUAAGCCCUUGGAUACAAUUUAUUCCCACGACAAAGGAACUCUGACCAAUGUUCAUUUUGUCUUGAGUGGAGAGUGUGUAAUACUUCAGUGUCUCAAUAUGAAAGUUAGGAAAUCAAAAGGUAAAAAGAUAUACGAAUUAGAUGACACAGUGGAUGAAACAAUAACUGAAGAUAGCGAAAACGAAGUUAAAGAAAAAGAAAGUAAAUCGCCUUUAGGUAUAGAAAUAAGCGAAGCGGAAAUAAAAAAAAAGAAAACGCUUGGCAAACUAAAUUUAGAGCAAAUAGAAUUGGCAUGUGGAAUUUUCAAAGCGAAUGAAAAGCAAGAAUCAAUAAUAAGUCAUUUAGGUUAUAAAAAGAAACGUCCAAGUGGAAGAUCAGCGCUCUCAGACUAUCCUCUUGAAGGAUUUGAAGAUUUUGAAGAAAAUUCAAGAAACUACUCAUUUAAGAGUCAUGAAAAUAGAAACAAUAGCGAAGUAUCUGAUAUGAUUUCAACAAUAGAAACUGAUAUUGAAACUGAUGAAAGCGAAUUUUGCGAAAUUGAAGAAUCGCUUCAUGAGCUCUCAUCAAUUGUAUUAGCGGACACUAUUGAGAGUCAUUUCAUUGAUGUGGGAUCCUUGACAUUUGGUGGCAUCUUCGGAUUGGGUGAGAAGAGUCAACAUCGUGUGAUCAUGGCUCGUGAUGUGGUUCAAUGUCUGAUGAUUCCACGAUUCUUCUUAAUGGAUCAAGAACUAAAUCCAGGAAAUGUCUGGCAACGACGACUUUUCUAUCUCAAUUGCAUCAUUCCGACCAGAGAAAUGCUUUUCAAUGAUUUUCUGCAAAAUCUUGAGUGGAAAAAAUUCAAAACAAAAUACAUUAAAGAAAAUGUAAAGACACAGAAUGAAGUUGCUGCCAUUCAUGAUAUACCCAUUUUAUGUCGCAUUGAGGAAGGCAUUGUUUAAAAA